Molecule: messenger RNA, 2419 nt
Organism: Calypte anna (Anna's hummingbird)
Lineage: Eukaryota; Metazoa; Chordata; Aves; Apodiformes; Trochilidae
Gene: CLEC14A
Product: C-type lectin domain containing 14A
Exons: 2
Coding region: 1-1848 (615 amino acids)
Biological process (GO): cell migration
Cellular component (GO): external side of plasma membrane; extracellular matrix
Molecular function (GO): extracellular matrix binding; extracellular matrix protein binding
Source: RefSeq, a predicted model, not a curated record
AUGUAUACUCCACACGAAGCUCCAAUGGGGCAACAAGACAGUGUUAUGUACUACAGGAGAUGUGAAGAAUUUGGAGGCUGGGAUGGAAGGCUUUUCCUGAUUGUUACACUGGCUCGAGUAUUGGGAGCCAAGGGGUCAGGUGCACAGCUUCACCUGACCAGAAAACCCUUCAAGGAAGAGGUCGCUGAAGCUGGCACGAUCUUCUCCUGGAAGUGCCAUUCCACAGGCUGGCAAGACGGGCCCGGACAUCUCCUGGGCCCGCGCCAAAAGAGUGCCCCACCACUGCAGCUCCGGGCCUCGGCACCCGUCUGCCCCUCUGGCAGCGGAGUGGCACCGGGAUUUCCCACCCUGCUCCUCUCCCGAAGUUGGACACUCGCCCGCCGGGCAGGGCAGCGGCUUCCUGGCGGAGCAGAGAGCUGCUCGUCACUCUCCCGCCAACAAACGAAGGAUGCGGAGGUCAACCCCGGCUCCCGACACGUUUCCUUUGGCAGGCCCAGGGGAGGGCCGUGGGCGAGGGGUCGGCGCUGGGGUGGGACGAGGCGGGCGGCCGGGACAGACCGAGACGAAGCCGAGCGCUUGCCACAGCAGCCGGGGCAGCCCGCGCCCCUCGCCCCGCCACGCCGAGCCGCCAGGAUGCCGCGGGCCGGGCCCUGGUGCCUACUCGUGGCCGCGGCCUGCGCCCUGGGCCGGCCCUCGCCACCGCGGGCCGUCGUCCGCUGCCAGGCCGCCGGCGUCUGCUUCAGCGCCCACCUCGUCAACAGCUCCUACGCCGAGGCCCGCAACGCCUGCGACCGCCAUCGGGGCAGCCUGGCCUGGCUCAGCGGUGAGCCGGAGCUGCGCCUGCUGCUGGGGCUGCUGGCGGAGGCGGUGGCUGAGUCCGCGCCCUCGCUCUUCUGGGUCGGGCUGAAGAGAAACGCCUCCGCCUGCACGGACGAGGGGCAGCCGCUCCGCGGCUUCUCCUGGGACGGCGCCGACGGCGGGGCGGCCCCGCAGGAGGUGCCCGCGGAGCUGGGCCGGUGGGUGAAGGAGCCGGUGCGCUCCUGCCUCACCGCUCGCUGCGCCGGGCUGCACAUGGCGGUGGUCCCUGGCGGCGGCCCCAGCUGGGGCUGGAGGGAGCGGCCCUGCCAGCGGCAGAGCCAGGGCUACGUCUGCAAGUACCAGUACGAGGGCGCCUGCCCCGACCUCAGCCCCGCGGGCGCCCUCGGCUUGGACUACAGCCUCCCCUUUGAGGGCCGCAGCGCCGGCCCCGGCUUCAGCCCGCCGGGCACAGUGCUCACCGUGUCCUGCCCCGGAGGGCAGAUGCAGCUCACCUGCCAGCCAGAGCUGGGCGGCUUCGAUUGGCAGGGGGCGGCGGGGCCCCUCUGCCCCUGCAGCAACCGCAGCCCCGGCAGCGGACGCUGUGCCGAGGCCGCCGGGUGCCGAGAUGUGGCCGGCGGCGUCGCCUGUGCCUGCACCCCGGGCGGGCAGGACGGGUCGCCCUGCGCGGCCACCGAGCCGGCCUCCACCGCCGCGGGCGGCCCCGCAGAGCCGCCGGGUGCCGGGACGGAGGGGGGGCGGCUCUCCCUCCCACCGCUCCGGAACACCGCGGUACCGCCCGCCGCUACCGUGGCUGCCGGCGGGGAGAAGACGGUCGCUCCGCCGCCCUUCUCCUCCUCCUCCCACUACGUUUUCAUACUGGUGACGGUCGCGGUGGUAGUGCUGGUCAUCCUGGUCAUGACCGUCCUGGGGGUCUUCAAGCUUUGCUUCAACAAGGAAUCUGAAGGCUGCGGGGACAAGGAGCCACCGGAGACCGGCAGGAAGGCGGAGGCGGGCUCCGCAGAGGCGAGGGGAGCAGCGGGCGGUGAUUAGACCGGAGCGUCGGGGACGGCGGGGGGCCCGUCCCUUGGGGCAGUUCCCACGCCGGACCAGCGCUCGGCUCCCACACGUCUCUCAUGCCGCUGAACGUGGGUGUGCAGAACUUGAGGAUUGUCAGACGUGGAAGCUUGCAGCGGACCCCUUUUCACGGGCUUGGAACCUUUGGACAGUCAAGAUGUGUUGUCAGUCUGUUAAUCAAGUGCUCACAGAAGUGAAAAAUUAAAUACAGUGGCCUGGCUGACAGAACUGAUGUUCAUCUUCAGCUGCAACAGUUGUGGCUUUUUAUCUUCUCAGAAUCUGCCUUUUGGGUGCCUUACUUGGAACAAGUUUAAAGGGGACCAGUUUGAGCCUUCGCACCUUCUAAUUUAGCAGUGAGUGGCACUUGGAGUUUCUCCUUUCUAGUUGCUGGAACAUCUCAAAAGGUGAAUUGCCAUAAUUUUUGAGGAAACUGUGACCCAUACUCUUUCAGAUUGACAUUCUUACACAUGAAGAAGAUCUCUACACUUAAAAAGAUCAUUAAAUUGCUGAGGAAGUGGGAGUUUAAUGGGGAGACAGUUUUAUACUU